Molecule: messenger RNA, 3115 nt
Organism: Pseudo-nitzschia multistriata
Lineage: Eukaryota; Bacillariophyta; Bacillariophyceae; Bacillariales; Bacillariaceae
Source: the annotation of a GenBank genome assembly
CAGAAAGGAAGAGAGACAAGAAUCACGGAACAAUCAAGCCAUCAUACUAAAAACAUAUUGAAUCAUCAUCAUUGCAAUACGUAACUACAAACUCCUUUUCCUUUAUUUUUUUCUCGUUUUCCCUUUUCUGGUGCUUCACAUUUGUGUGAUGGAAACUUCGGAAAUAUAUGUUAAUUUUCAUGGUGUAUAAUGUUAAUUUCCUGCGGCAGAAACCGAAACGACGGAUGUAGCCAUCGUGGGAUUAGCGAGGGUGAUUGCCUCGACGAUUCCUUUCACAUCGAGCAGCAGAAACGAAAGAUUCUCAAGCGCACAGCACCGUCGGCUUUGACUUUGAACGAUGCCAAGGAAUGGGAAUAUGUCGCAGAAGGUGGCGCCAAUGUAGUCUUUCGUCAAGACAAAAUAUCUACCAAUAACAGCAUCUCCGAUUGUGUCCUCCGUGUCCCGAAGUCUUCCCAACCUUUCUGUUCUGUUGACCUGCUUGAUUACAUCCAAAACUCGGUUCUUCCGAUUAUGAAUGAUAAUGGGAAUAAUAGCUGCAGCGAAAGAGGUGGCGGCAGGUAUCAAUUUUGUGGGAGACUUGUAGCACCAACGUCACCAACUUUUCUCAGCGAGCUGAACGAAAUGUUGCAAUCGUCGACGACAGAUGCACGUCGUCCGGACCAGCGUCGUGGCUCGGGUAUCCGUUGCCAUAGUACUGGUCUAUCAGCGACGUCUACUGAAUCGAAAUUGAUGAUUUUGCCCAAUGUAGUAAAUGCAGGAGAAUUGUGCAUCGAGCUGAAGCCUAAGAGCAGUUUGGGACCAUUUGGCAACAGUAGUAACAAAUCAACAGUUACAAGAUAYCAUGGAAUGACCAUGAAACAACAAACUUGCCGAUAUUGUAUGCACCAAGCAUGGAAGGAACAUUGCGGUAAAAUUCCGAGACAGAGGAACAGGGGCAACUUAUAUUGUCCGAUCGAUUUGUUUUCGAACGACGAAGGAAGGAUGAAAAUGGCCAUCCGUGCACUUCUUAACGAACCCCAAAACAAUCUACGUUUGUUUCAACCCGACGGGCAAGAAGUCACAAAAAAGGUGACAAAGGCAGCAACUUCUUCAGAAUCGGAGAGGGUCUUGGGGAUGGAAGUCGAAGAAAUUGUGGAUGUUGUUGUUGCAGGAUUGCGCCAAAGCCGAGUGUUAGAAGAUUUGCAUCGAGCUCAUGAAUUGGACUCAUUGGACAUAGAAGGCAUGUGGCAUUUGCGAAAGAUUCUAGAUUCUCUCGAAAACUUCGACGAAAAUACGACAAUAAUGGAUUCGAUGGAUCAGAGUUGCAAUUUUGAUCACCAGAGACAGAAAGAGCAACAAAAACGAAGAGAGCAACCCGAUCCAAAAACUCACCGGUUAUUACAAGCCAUGGGCUGCGAGRUCGAUGAUUCUUUGCAGGUAGUCCGAUCGCGGUACCAGCAAAUGUUAGAAAAGUUUUUACUGGCAGCCACGUUAAAAGAUUGUUCGAUACUCAUUUCGAUGCGAAAAAUACAAUCUGAUCAAAGUCACAAUAGAAACUCCGAGAGAUUUGUUGAGAUGGAGUAUGAAAUCAAAUGCAACGGUAACAUCUACUACGUUUUGAUAUCCAUUGUUGAUUUAGAUAUGAAACCAUCGUCCCGAUUAUCAAAAUACUUCAACCUCGACCAAGAUAUUGUACAUCAUUAUAGUGAAAUGUCUGGGCUUCACAAAAAGUACUGCUUUGGACCUACGAUACCAGAAAAAACGCCAGACUCUACAAUCGAUGAAUCGAUGGUUCAGAUCAAAGGGAAUAUGAUGUGCCGUAUAUUGUAUCCGAAUCCCGUUUGUCUGUUGACCGUGUACGAUCGAACAAUGCAUACAGCAAAUGUCAUGACGAUAACGUGGCUAACACCGAUUGACAAUAGUGGGACAUUCGUUUGCUCUAUCAAUAAAAGACGCUAUACUGCAGAAUUAUUACACGUGUCAAGCAUUUUUGUGCUGAAUGUUCCAACGCAAGACAUGGAGGAAACCGUUCUUGGUAUUGGAUCGUGUUCUGGCCGCGAAAUCGACAAAUUUCAGAAAUUCGGUCUCGAAACUUGCUGUCCUGGUCACCCUUCGCAGAAUGCCAGCGAUGACGACCGCACCAAGCAUGCUGUCGCGCUGCAAGAGUGUGUUGCGCACACAUUGUGCAUCGUUAAGGAAAAGCAAGAUCAAGGUAAACACUGGUUGUUUGUUUGUGCACAGCAGCUAGCCUGGUCUCGGAAAACAUACUUUGAAGAUGGAAAGCGCUUCCGUCGAAGUUCGGAAUCUUUGUCUCCUUAUCUGACGUUUCUAGGCUCGAAAACAUUUGGUUCUGUUGUUUGAAUGAUUCAAAACCGAUUCAGCUGUAUGGGUACAAUAAUUUGAUCGAUGAAUGCCACAUUGGUCUGAACGGGAGAAAAUACCUAGAAAAAUGUCGAUACAUCUGAUGAGGAUUGAUUUUUGCACAAGAGUAUUGUUUUCAAACUCUCUCUCUCUCUCUCCAUAUGGAAUGGCAGAAGAAUCCUGUCACAGAAGCAGUUUUGAUCAUGGUUCAGGAAUAGAGCACAUUUGUAGAGUUUAUGCUGCACCUCCAAGUUGGCAACUGAUACGCAUUAUACAGAACUUUCAAUGAGAUGCGAUAAAAAAAGCAGCACACCAGAGCUUUGACCGUUAUUGCAACCAACAUCACUCUUCAAUCUCAGGCACCUCCCUGGCAAUAGAGGGGACAUGUCAGCUCUUGUUGCAUGUGACGCUAUCAAAUAGAACAACAAACAGUGUGGUGCACAAGAAGAACAAGAUGCUGUUGUUUGAAAAGAAGAUACUGGAGGGGAGUUUACAAAAUAGGAGAACAAAUACUGCCCACACUACAUCAUUCACGAAUAUCAAAGAUGCUGUUGCUUAAGUAUUAGUCGCAAUUGUAGCAAGAAAUGACUCAAACACUUUUGUGACAACUCAAUCACCCAUUCGCGAAAGACUCCGAUAGUACGUGCUUACUUUCGUAUGGUAUGUACGUACUUUAACGGGUACGAGUAGAUGCCGGUUGACAGUUGACGUGGAUUUUGGUCGCGCAAUUUUUCACACGACUAGUUUCUCUCAUUCCCCCUUACAUAAGUUGUCU